Prorocentrum cordatum is the source of this 1028-nucleotide messenger RNA. NCBI's taxonomy places the organism in Eukaryota, Dinophyceae, Prorocentrales, Prorocentraceae. The record is from the annotation of a GenBank genome assembly.
CCAUGGGCGAUGGCGUUCACACCAUCCCGAGCCAGAUGCAGAUGGCCACAGACAUCGACCUCGACGACAUCCCGACCUUCCCGCCGUCGCAAGUGGGCGCUGGAGAGCAAAGUGGUAUCAACAAGCGUCGCGCUGGCCCUCCACCCGCUGGUGACGCUGACUUCGAGAUCGUCCAUGCAGCCAACCUCCAGGGCUCCAUCGAGGCCUUGCGUGCGGAGCUGCUCGAGCAGGUCACGAACACGACGUCCGCGCUCAACUCCAGUCUUCAAGGAUUGGCCACCAGAGUGCAAACUACAUGCUCGGCGAUGGCAUCGCAGGUCGAACAACGUCUCAAUGGAGUGGAAACUAUCCAACGCGGCCACACCAAGCAGCUCCAGGUUCUUCAUGAAGAGGUCAAACAACUCAAGCGCGAACUCAACGUGGUCAAGGAGACCCCCAGUGAGAUGCCCACGGUCUUCCCGAAGUUGUCGCUGGACUCGGCGUUCAACCGUGCCAUCGACGCGUCCAUCAUCGUGGUCCGCUGCAAGGAGCAGACUGCGAAACAUCAAGUUCAAGGAGCCCUUCUUCCGUGGCUGGAGCGUCUCAACAUCGAGUCGUCCGAAUGGGAGCUCCAGGGGGAGCCGUCGGACAAGAGGUUCACGAUCAAGUUCAAGGGUAGUUCUCAGUUCGCCGCCCGCCGUGCACAGCAUGCACUCAGCCUGCUGCGCCCGCAGCGUCCUGGUGAAGAGUGGAUGCGCUUUUUUGCCCCCGCGAUCUCGGGCGCCCGCUCGGAGAUCUUUGUCGGAUCGGACAAAAACCAGUGCCAGGUCAAGCGUGAAGUUGCGCUCAAGGCUGCCAAGAGGUUCUUUGAGAACCGCUUUCAGGACAAAAAGUUUUUUGUUGACAAGCUGCGCGGCACCAUCUCCACUAACUGGCGCCAGCUCGUGGAGAUCACUCCACGGGCGGACGACGCGCCGCGGAUCCGCUGGGCGGAAGCGAAUCUGGCUCUCGAGAAGAUCUCCCGCGAAGCAAUCGAGGAGCCGCUGGCU